Messenger RNA from Venturia canescens, 2981 nucleotides. RefSeq lists its product as uncharacterized. The coding region runs from base 9 to 1691 and encodes 560 amino acids. Gene Ontology annotation, cellular component: nucleus. The record is from RefSeq and is a predicted model, not a curated record. Gene Ontology annotation, molecular function: zinc ion binding. NCBI's taxonomy places the organism in Eukaryota, Metazoa, Arthropoda, Insecta, Hymenoptera, Ichneumonidae. The transcript has 2 exons.
AGUGUAUUAUGGAGACUUUGGAACGAAGCCGGGUGUGCCGUUUGUGUGGCAAACAGGCUGGGAUGUCCAUCGACAUAUUCGGCAAACGUGGAAAUCACGUGAAGAAGAUAAACAUGGUACUACCGAUAUUGGUUCACGAACUGGAUCUUCUGCCAAAACACAUGUGCCAUCCGUGCAACUACAAACUUGAGGAAUUUCACAAAUUCUACGAGGAUUGCUUGAAAACCGACGCUAGUUUGAAGAGUCAACUGUCCUGGAUGCAGGGCUCGGAGAUCCGUGAAGAAAUAAUCGUUCCCAUGGUUCAAAUAAACAACAUGAAGAUAAAGAGUGAACCGUUCGAUUACGAGGAGCAGGGACUCACGGAGGCCGUUUUCAACGCCGAAAACAUGGAGAAUUACGAGCAAAAUAAUUAUUUGUUCGACGAUAAAUUUCUGCGAAUUUCCGACACUCGAUGUUCCCGCUGCGGAUGUUUUUGUGGCAAUCAAAACUACGGGAACAGCGAAACAUCGAAAAAAUGCUCAACGUUACGAGAAAGUCGACAGAGAAGGGGGACAAUUGCGAACGACCCGGGAUUCCCUGCACGAGAUAUGAUAAGAAGAAAUUUGUUUGCCACCGAAAUAUUCGACAAAAAUUCGACUCUUCGCACCGAGAUUCCUCUCUGCGGUGAAACAAAAGUUUUUUUCCAAGAAAAAUCUGUCGAGAACGCGGUCGACUUGUUUGCGGGUUCGGAUCGAUUGAAAGAGCAGCCAAGAGUCGCGGUGGUUACGCCAAAAAUAGAGAUUUCGAAGGUCCCAAAUCCUCCAACGAGGUUCACUCGGGUUUUGAGACCCAGAAAAAGGCUCGCGAAAAAUUUGCCAAAGUCCCGAUCCUCUUCGGACCCUACGAAAAAAUCUAACAAAUCAACUAGUCGAGAGAUCAGGAGAAACAGGGCCGAGGCUGAUGUUCCAAUGUUCCUUGAAAUCAAAUCGAAAGCGGCGGACGAAUGCGAGCGAAGUCUCAGGCCUCGUCAACAAUUGAUAAACUAUUAUGCAGAAUCAAGAAGAAGAGUGCCUCGAGUGCGCAUUGAAAAAAUGAAAAUACCAUUGGACGAUGCGAGGCUGCAAAACCUCAAAAAGGAAAUUGUCUCCGAAGCAACGCACUUCCCGAAACCGAAUUUUAUCCAAAAGUUCGAGCCCGACGAUGAUACGAGCAAAAUAGAAACAAAUAAAACCAAAACGUCAGAAUCCACAUCGAGAAACAGCCUAAGAAAAACGUUGAGUGUUAAAAUAAAAAAAGAAAUAAUUGUGGCAGAUUUGCCGGACUUGAUGCCAACGAGAAAACGCGUCACACGUUCAGCGAGCAGGUCCCCGCUAUCCAAAGAUUUAAAAAACAAAGCGCUCGAUAAAUCGAAACGUAAGAACUCGCCCAAAUCCCGUCGUGAAUUGACUCUCUGUCUCAGAUCUCAAAUCGGCUCUCUGAGGAGAAACAAGUCAAGAAAAUUCGAUCUCUUCUUCGAUGGAUCGGAAAAAGCCAAGGAUAAAAACACCUCGUCACGAAAUCAUUCAUCGAGUACCAUCAGGACGAAGAGCAUAGAGAUCAGUGCUCGAGAUCCAGCAACUAUUUUUCGUUACCACGAUUGCGCUGUUUGCGAAAAACGCUUCGCUAGCCAGGAACUCUACAAGCUUCAUGAUUGUUAUAACAAGCGCCAUUGAUAUCAUCGUUACUGUAAAUUUUGUAGGGUAACUGCGAUGCUAAUAUCCCAAGAUACGUUCUGCGAAACUGUUGCUCCUCGAAUCGUUAUAGAACGUAAUUUAACUGUAAUUUACUUAAUAGAUGGCGAUUAUCACUGACCCUUUGCAUCGGGAUAUUUAAGCUUCGUUAUAAAUAUCACAAAUGAAAAGUUUUUACGGUGAAACACGAAUUAGUUUUUAAUCAUGGGAUUACAUUAACGAACAAUGAUCAAUACUCGUUAAAAAUUCUUCAAGCUAUUCGUUCAUAAUCACGAAACGCCUUAAAGUGAACGUACAAAUAUGCAAAAUCACGAAUCUUAUAGCAUAAAUGUGUUUAUAGUUCAAAUGGAUGGUUUUCAAGACGUUUUUGUUGUGAGACUACGAAAAUUUGUUUUUCAUCCAUCACCAAACGUUUUCGUGGUCGAGAGUGAACUGUUUUAUCCACAAAUUGUAUUUUAACGGCGAAAAAAGGUUUCAACUUUCCAUUGUUUAAAAAUUUGGCUUCGAUGAAAAUUAAUCAAACAUUUGGCCGCAUUUCAACGAUGCAAAAUUUUAUAACGAGCUAAACGUGAUUUCUCCACAAUUUCUUAGUUUCUGAAAGUACGAAACGCGAGGACUUUCGGGAAUCCUUCAAACCGUUGGGGUAAAAAUCAGGUUUUUUGGUUCCUCGCUUUCCGAACCGGAAAUAUAAUUUUUUAUUGUCUCUCUUACAGUUGUUCAUUGGAAGUUUUUAGAAUAGAAAUAGCCGAAAAAGUCCCGAGGUGCCGAUAAUUUUAUUGAACCAUCCCACAAAUGAAAUCAAUGAAAUUUUUUUUUUUCGCGUUCGAGACACUCUUCGUUUCGAAAUUUGAAAUUCGAAAUACUUACUUAAUCUGUGAAGCAUACUCAUGCAUAAAUAAUACGUGUAUAUAGUUGUGUAUAUUUCUUGAUGAAUAUUACAAUCGAUAGUUCGCGAGCAGUUGAUAAAUUCCUGUGAUAUUAAUUAGUGCUGAAGGAUUCAUGCUACGUCCUUAAAAAUGUAGUAGCAAUCGAUUUUUAUUUAUUGCCAAUUUAUGUUGCAUUGUAUAGCCCACAUGUUGUUCGCUAUUCAAUUUUCGGUUGAAUUGAAAAAAAACUAUCAUUUUGCCUAAUUACAUUUGCGAAAGUCAAAUAAUUUUAUUUAUCGUUACGAGAUCGAAGUCGAAAUACGAUUGUUAACUAACAUUAUCUGUUUAUUAUCAUUAAUUAUCAUGUGUAGAUCGAAAAUAAAGAUAAACUCUUUUUCCACAAAAA